Ambispora gerdemannii is the source of this 801-nucleotide messenger RNA. The record is from the annotation of a GenBank genome assembly. NCBI's taxonomy places the organism in Eukaryota, Fungi, Glomeromycota, Glomeromycetes, Archaeosporales, Ambisporaceae.
AUGAAUUUACGAAAGAAUGAACUAGAGAACGAGAUUAAUCCUGAACAGACCCGACACAUUCUAGAUACGACGAGAGAAACCCGAAAUCAGGGUGUUUUACUGCAAAAAGAAGUUACGAAAAAGAUUGAAAACCACGUGACUGGACAUAAGCGAGCUCAUGAAGAAAAGCCAUCUAACCCACCAAAAAAGAGAAAAUCAGGAAAAAAGGUCGGGGAUACAUUGCCUGAUGGAACCAAAAUUGAGAAGCCGGUUCCUAUGAAACUGAUGGUAAUCGAAAAAAGAAUAAACGAAGCAUACGAAUUUUGGGUUAAAAAGUUUACUAGUUCUGACGUGAACAGCUAUGCGCAAGAUCAGCAAAAUAUAUUUAUAUUUGAUGGCGAUAUGUUGGAUCCUGCACACACUGAGAUUGACGUAAUACUAAAAGCAUGUUCAUAUAUCGUUGAAGGGCUGAGGAAGAGUCUUGUAGUAAAACAAAGAUGGGGAGAGUCAUUCUGCCCAUUGAGCAUAAACGCGGGCUAUAAAAAGGGUCGCAAGUGUGAUGUGCGCUUCUUAUUACCAUCAGGGGUAGACCUUGGAGAAUGGGAGUUUGCGUCAAAUGCAACACCGCACAAGUCAAUUGGCGAUCGUUGUCGAUCAGCUCGUAUUAAUCAGUCGAUAUUAAAUGGUCUGUUGAAUCGCAACCUGACCAAUGGACAGGUUAAGAAAAUCAAUGUGCCCUUUUUACAGAUUGCGGGUACGAAUGGGCAGAUGUUAAUCGAGGAUUUAACUAAGGGUUUCUAUGUUGUCUUUCCGGCAUUUUAA